Chlorella variabilis is the source of this 2669-nucleotide messenger RNA. RefSeq lists its product as hypothetical. Gene Ontology annotation, molecular function: protein binding. NCBI's taxonomy places the organism in Eukaryota, Viridiplantae, Chlorophyta, Trebouxiophyceae, Chlorellales, Chlorellaceae. The transcript has 14 exons. The record is from RefSeq and is a predicted model, not a curated record. The coding region runs from base 1 to 2661 and encodes 886 amino acids.
AUGAACCGCCGCACCCUGCUCCUGGCAGCAGCGGUCGGCCUGGCAGCGGUGCUGCUGGGCUCCGCCGCGCUGCCCGCAGUGGGCGGCGUGCUGGGCGCCUGGCGCUUGAGCACCGUUGGCUACCGCCUGAUGAACCUGGUCGGCAGUGGCCGGUUUGAACUGGUGCACGGAGUCAAAAAGGACGUCUACAGGUUGGACCUGUGGUGGAGGCCGCUGCCCGUGCUGCUGCUGCCGGUGUCUGCUGUGCUGGUGAAGGAAGGGGGCGGCUGGGUGCUGGUUGAUGCGGGAGCCCCAGACAGCUGGAGCCAGGCGUAUGCCAGCCGUCUGGUGCAGGCGGUGCAGCAGACCGUCUCCUCGACCAAAGGCGGCGGGCUGAAGGCAAUCCUGCUGACUCACGGGCACGCAGACCACGUAGGCGCGCUGCCUCAGCUGCUCCAGCACUUUCCAGAGGUGCCAGUUGUGCUGCACAGCGGUGAAGCGCCUUUCCUGUUGGGAGGCGAGGAGUACCUGCCGCCCAGCUCCCGUCUCCAGUACCUGCUGCGUGCGCUGAGCAUGGUGCCGCACAGUCCUGUCAAGCUGCCAGAGUCACGUGUCGCGCUCCUGCACGGCACCGAGGGCGGCAGCCUGCGGCAGCACGGCAUAAGCAGCCUCAGGCAAGCCUCUGCUGUGCUCACCGGCAGACUCCGCAGCGACACGCUGGCAGCGCUGCUGCUGGUGGCGCCAAGCUGGAUCGCCACUCCCGGCCACACCCCCGGCCACAUGUCCUUCCUGCACCACCCCAGCGGCACGCUGCUGGGCGGGGACGCGUUGUUCAACAUGCUGCCCUCCUUCAGCUGGGCCAGCGGCAUAGAGGCGCUGGUGACGCGCCCGCUGGGCUGGGCCGCCCGCCUGUCGUUCGCCCCUGCCAUGGCAGCGCUGGCCAGGCUGUGGGAGGGCGCGCUGCCGGCGGUGAAGGCCACGCUGGGAGCGCUGGGGCUGGGCCAGCUCGGCCCUCGCACCAAGGCGGUGCUGCAGAGCAGCGCUGUGGGUCAGGAGCUGGGGACGUACCGCAUCAUCCGCCUCCUGCCUGGGGUGACGGUUCGCAUCUCACCAUCCAUCGUCUGCCUGGGGCCCCACUGCGAUGUGGAGCGGGCGCAGGCCAGCGUGUGCGCCCUGUCCAAGCUCAAUUUUCGCUGCCUGCUGCCCAUGCACGACGCCACCGGCAAGGGGCUGUCGGCCGCCGACUGGAACGCCACGGGGACCUAUGUCAACUACCCCUUUGGCUCGCAAUACCCGCCCUAUGUGAUACGCACGGUGGAGGGCGAUGCUCCCGAUACGAUUGUGCUGGUCAGCGACUUUGACGGCAGCAGCUACACGCUGUCGGCCUACGAUGCCGCCACGGGCGCCGUCAAUUACACCUUCUCGGUGGCGGUGCCCGACAGCAGCAACAGCGUGCUGUCCACGCUGACCAGCGGCGUGCCGCCCAUGCAGCAGCACAACAACACCCUCAGCCUGCUCUUCAUGCAGAUAGGCACGGUGGUGGUGGCGGUCGAUCCAGCCAGCGGGCAGCAGCUGUGGAGCCACCCCACCUACAACCAGACCAUGCCCAAAAUCACGGGGUACAGCGGCCCCGACGGCGCCACCGUGUACCUCACCUCCUCCUUCAUCGACACCACCCGGGCAGUGCCCACCCCCGUCAAUUACAUAGAGGCCCUGGAUGCCGCCACGGGGGUGGUGCGGUGGGCCAACUCCACGCCGCCGCCGCCCACCUCGGGCCUGCCCAACUCCGACACCGCGGCAGCCCACGGCGUCACCGCGCUCCCCGACAUGGCCGUCUACGCCCAGGGCCAGCGCAUGUACGCGCUGUCGGCGGCCAACGGCAGCCAGCUGUGGUCCAUGGUGGUCACCACGGGAAGCUCCUACGGCGCCGCCGCCGCCAACAUCAGCAGCAUCACGUACGUGGAGGCCGGCGCGCCGCCGGCGGGCAGCCCGUACCCGCUGCUGCUGCUGCAGUCCACGACGUGGGAGCAGACGCGCUUCAUCGCGUACAAGCUCAACGGCAGCGCGGGCGCGCCGCCCACGGUGGCCUGGCAGAACAGGGGCAACCAGGACUUUGAGGGCAGCCUGAACGACGGCCUGGCGCGGCUGGGGCUGCAGGUGCCCAGCGUGUCGCUCAUCGACGGCGUGUUUGUCUUCUGGUCCAACCGCACCUCCUACGACCUGACCAACGGUGGCAAGCCUUUCUACAGCACCUGGCUGGUGGGGCGGUCGGUGCUGAACGGCGGCGUCAUGUGGACCAAGAGCAUGAAUGCCUCCGGCUGGAGCCAGCUGCCCGUGUCGCGGCCCACGGUGCACCUGGGCGUCGCCUCCCUGGUGACUGGCAGCCAGGUGGUGGUGAUGGAGGCGGGCAGCGGCAGCACGCGGUUCGUGUACAGCGCAGCUCCCUCGGACCCUCAGUCCAGCGGCGGCCCGUACUCCUAUGUGCCGAUCACCACCUUCGCCAACAACAUGGGCCAGCUGGCGGCGGUGCGGUGCCUGGGCAGCGACGAGCACGGCUCGCUGUGCAUGUACAACGGGUAUGACAAGCCCAUGCCCUCGGCGGCGGGGCGGCGGCGCCUGGCGGGCGCGCACGCGGCGGCGGCGGCGGCGGCGCUGGCAGCAGCCGCCUGGCUGGUGUUGUAGCCCUGGCU